Messenger RNA from Fusarium odoratissimum NRRL 54006, 3548 nucleotides. RefSeq lists its product as uncharacterized. The record is from RefSeq and is a predicted model, not a curated record. Lineage: Eukaryota; Fungi; Ascomycota; Sordariomycetes; Hypocreales; Nectriaceae. Bases 326 to 652 code for a protein of 108 amino acids. The transcript is spliced from 2 exons. Gene Ontology annotation, cellular component: cytoplasm.
AAAAGUUGCUGCUUUUCUUAAAAUAAAUAGGUUACUUAAAUAAUCACCUCUUUUUUAAAAUAAUAUUAUGAAUAAAAUAUAAAGUUUAUAAGUUAGCCUUAAAAGGUAUAUCUAAGUAUCUUUAAAGUUUAAUAUAGUUUAAAUAUUUAUUACCUCUUAGGAGGUAAAGCUUUACUAUGGUAUAUAACUGACUGAUAGACCCCCUGACCAACGGCCUACUCGAAGUUUGUGGCGAACUUGGCAUUCUAGUUCUUGCUUAUUCACCCCUCGGACGAGGUUUCCUCGAGGCAAGAUCAGGCCUGUCGAGGAUCUUCCAGAGAAUGACAUGCGUGCCAAGAUCCACCCACGCUGGCAAGGCGACAACUUCCGCAAGAAUUCCCAGCUAGUUGAUGAUAUCGAAGCCCUUGCAAAGAAGAAGGGAUGCACAGUGAGCCAGAUCGCCAUCAACUGGCUCUUAUCACUCUCUCGUCGCCCGGGGAUGUCUACGAUCGUGCCUAUCCCUGGCUCUACCAAGCCCGACCGUAUCCGAGAGAACGCGACAAUCAUCGAUCUUACAGACGAGGACUUGCGCGAUAUCGACAGGCUACUUGCAUCUUUUACGCCUGCCAGUGACAGAUAUCCUCCUCAACACAUGAAAUACGUCAGUGCUUAGGAACAAGUAUUGCCGAAUAGGAUUAUGGUGCAGAUUGGAGGCGACAGAUCGGGCAGUAUUGGCUGUGUAUUUUGUAAACUAGUUAAACACCAUCGUUUCAACUUGCUAGACAAGGAGCUGCCUCCGAGACUUGGCUUGGCCCAACAUAUUUGCCUGUUGUACAAAGUUGGGUGUGGAAAAGAGGGGAUUGGAGAUAGAAGACGUUUUGAAAGUAGUAUAUUUUUGUAAAUGCAUUCAUAUGAUCAGUCAUAAAGUCAUGAUUCUCGUAUGAAGGUCGUUUCAAACAAGCCCACAAUAGCAACACUUUGUCCAUCAGACGACCAGAUUGACCGGCACGGGAUAAGUGCAACUUCGCAUUUAUCUCCAAGGUUGUUCCAUAUGGAAACAAUUUGAGCCGCAUCUGCAUACACCAAAGUCAAUUUGGAUUGAACCGUUUCUGGCCCAUGAGGGUGGAGUUGAUGAAGUGAUUCCUGCAUGAUUUUGCACAUAUCGAUCUUCAAGCUAUCCAAGGAAGCGGAAUGAGGCCUGUCAGCAUGAGAAUAUGCUGCUGUACUGUAGAUUACAGUAGCACUUGCGGUUGUGACGACUGAAUGCCAUGUUUUCCAGCCUGGAAGCGUGAGCUCAGGCAAGCAACACAUCAAAAAACUCGCCUCUUCAAUUUUCGAAAGACCGUUGUGAGCGUGCCACUCCACAGUAGCCUGCCGUGGCAGCUCUUCCACUUCAGCAGCAAACAUAGGCGGGAUACAAGUCUCAGGCUCAUUCUGUUGACGUAAAGUCAGUGCCUCCCAGUCCGGAAGGGUCUUUCGGGUUGUCUUGUCAUCGUUACCAAGCGACAUGUAAGCAGGGUUGUAUUUCAAGUCCCAAAGAUCAGGACCGUUAUCACCAUCCCCCUCCUCAUCGGGGGAUCCGUGUGCUUGUUUCCAAGCAUACCCUGCCAGCUGGGCGCUGCGCUGGAUCUCGGACGAGUUGGCGCGGGGGAAGUAAGCAACUGAGCUUGUCCACCACUGAAUCUUCAUCUCCUGACCAACUCGCCACAAAUGUUGCAGAGAUAGGACAAUUUGAAGCUCGUGUGACUUCUCAGAUGUGGAAGGGAGGAGCAUUGUUGCUGGAAUCAAGGGUAUCUGACCGGCAAUGGAGAUGCACCGAAGACCUGUAGGCUGGUCUUGAGCUGUCACAGGCACGUCUAUCGCCUGACUGUAGGGGCCAAUGUUUGCAGGUGCCCAGUAUGACCUGGACUGGACAUGGAGACCAUUGCGGUCCCGUAUCGCUUUAGGUGUAGGAGCAGCUAGGGAGAUGGCAAUAUUCACACCAGCCGGUAGGAGGUCACCACAGGAAAUGGUCACUCGCGACGGUGGGUUCGGCCUGGUGAAUAUCUUGCCGUACUCGCCAUUAACCUUAGGAAAGUCUGACAUGCGCCUUAAGACGACGAUGGUACUUGUGACUUGAGAGAGUUGAACACCAGCCCCUGACGCCAAAUCUCUGAUCUUCUCUACGACCUGGAUGGUUUCAUCUUGUAUCGGCAUUUCACCCAACCCGAGGUCUGGAAGUACAGACCAACGCAAAACCUCGCUAUCAGCAGUGAAGGUCCCUGCAUCUUGGGAUAGUGACGUCAACCUCCUUGAAAUGGCAGAAGCCUUUGCGGUUUUCAACUCGUUCAAGGAUUGCGGCAGGUCGCCAAAUACAGUCUUGAAGUGAGGAUCGAGGAGAUUGGGGAUCCGAACUGCUGGUUUGGCUGCAGCAUCAUGCUUGUCUUCGAACCGUGCACCACCCAACAUAAGCCAUGAGCAACCGCCACCUUCACGCACUAUCCUACGCCCCUGUUCUGGGACAACAAUUCUCUUCUUGAACACGGAAGAUGGGCCAUCCAGGACGAGCGUCUCAAAUUCACCACCUUCUCCUAGGGCUGCCGCACCUUGAGCUGAGCCAAACUUGCGUAAUGCAUUCUUGACACGACUCGAGCCUGCUUCGCUUGACACCCGUUCCCAGAGAUGGUUCUCGUCUAGUCCAGCACUGGCAACUUUGAUGAUCCGUGCCUCUAAUCCAACAUUGGCCAUAUCAAUCAACAACUGGGUAUCGGCUGAGAUGGCUGCGGAUGGGGGUGGCAAGACUGGAUACUGCCAUAGGUAGGCCAGGGGCACAAGACCUAGGCGCAGUGCUAUUGACUCAACACGGGUGCGCUGGUAGGUGGAGAGGAUGGCACCGGCGCAUACAGCAUUAGCCUCUGGAUGGCGGGCAAUGAUGGACUGUAACAAGGGAAGCAUGGACUCCGUCUCGUCACUCUCCUGGACCUUGUCCUGGGCAUUAGCCGUGGCAUCGUAGUCCCUCUCGUGGCGGACCGCACGUCCAGUGAUGGGUAGCCGAUAUAGCGGCAGGCCAGUUGCAUCGGCGUACAGGGGGAGGACUUCGUGCCCGACUGUUUGGUACAUGAAACUAUUGAGGUCCGUGUCGGAAGAUUCCCCGGAGCCCUGGCCUUGCCGAAGGCUGUCAUGAUCCCCUGUGGCAGGAUCAGGCGGCUGGGGUGUCCAGGUACCCGGAUCGAUGCGCUGGAAGCCCACGGGAGAUGAGAGAUCCGAAGGUGUCUGGAGAUUGGUCUCUGGUUCAGCCUUGGUGGCGCCUUCCUGGCGGAACGGUGAUUGUCCGCCUGAAAUAGCUGAACUUGAGUCUGGUGCUGGUCCUGGGAACAGGUUUGCAAGAGCCACGAUCUGAUGGCCGUGCUCGAGACAGUGGAUCAGGCUGAAGAAGCUAUCUUUGCCCCCCGAGAUAAGAGCAAUGACAUUGAGCUUUUCAGAAGACAUGGCUGAUAGAACAGUGGCCGUUGACCAGGCACUGCUUUACGGAAGUUGUACCCAGUCAGGCAGGCAGCUAGAGGCUGGGAAAUGAGACCUGGAGGAUAGUU